ACAGAAAUACACAAUGUGGCGAUUUAAUGGAAAAAAUAUUUGUACAACAUUAAAUAUAACAACAAUUGCUAUACUAGUUUUUCUGAACAUUAAUAACGAAGCGUUCAUUGCUGUUGAAGGUUCGGAGCCUGAGUCAUUACAAGGAAAUUUUGCUUUAGCAAAAUUUUUCACAUUAGAAGACAAUAAUGCCGUCAGAACUUUUCAGCCCUUGGACAAACGCCAAUCCAAACAAACAGCAAAAGAAGUACAAGUGAGGAAUGGAAAUGAUGAGUCUGGGUUUGCAUUCGCUUUUGCAAAAAGAAAUGUUGAAAGAUUUGCUAAAAUAAAAAGGGGAGAAAGUAAAUCUGAGAUGCCAUUUGCCGUGGAACUUGUUGAGCUCGUUCCCGGCAAUAUAGUAAAUAAUGGCGGUGUUUCUGGUGCUCGCUUUGCCAGACACUCCGAACUCUCCAACUUUGCCAGACGUUGA
This is a messenger RNA of Meloidogyne enterolobii, 466 nucleotides long. The record is from the annotation of a GenBank genome assembly. NCBI's taxonomy places the organism in Eukaryota, Metazoa, Nematoda, Chromadorea, Rhabditida, Meloidogynidae.